Messenger RNA from Paramisgurnus dabryanus, 2960 nucleotides. RefSeq names its product zinc finger, FYVE domain containing 27 (gene zfyve27). The record is from RefSeq and is a predicted model, not a curated record. Gene Ontology annotation, molecular function: metal ion binding. Lineage: Eukaryota; Metazoa; Chordata; Actinopteri; Cypriniformes; Cobitidae. Gene Ontology annotation, cellular component: growth cone membrane; endoplasmic reticulum tubular network. Gene Ontology annotation, biological process: positive regulation of axon extension; protein localization to plasma membrane; neuron projection development.
AAAUGUAUCGAUGUGAUCGUCGCUCGUUUUCUGACUGUGAUCGUGUCUCUCUCUCUUACAUCCACUCAUCAGCCUGUAAAGUGCGGAAGCAGCCAUCGAUAUCACCGACGAUCAGUUUAAUUUAAAAAACUUAAAGAAGGGUUUUUUCGUAUGUUUACAUAUUUCUUCACGUUAAAAACUUACAGUUAUGUAAUGAACUUGUGAGGAAAGAAAACGCUGUGUUAAAAAAUAUAAAGCAUGCAAAGCGGCACCUCCUCUUCCUCUCCUCCUGAGACCCUACAGGCGGUUGGAGACCGAACCGAACUAACCCAGCUGACCACAAAAGAUGCUUCAUCUGGGGACAGCUCAUCAGAGCUGGCCAGCCCCAAAGCAUUGACCUUUGACCUGCUCAACAUGGUGAUCUCCUUCAAGCGGAUGGCUAUCUUCAUGGAGCCCAUCACUGACACGGUGGAGGUGCUGCGGUACCUGCUCGGAUGGAGAAUGCCCCUGUUCUCCAUGUUUAGUUGCAUCCUGCUCAACGUCCUUUUCUUGACUCUGAGUGAAGGUAAGACGGGCAUAAAUCUGACAAGUGCUUUGUCCAAUCAGAAUCAAGUAUUCUCAAAAGAGGCUUCUUUCUGUACGCCCUCAGGGUUGUGGGUCUCUCUGCUCUUGUUGGGGAUCUCAACUCCAGCUGUGUUGGGUUAUAUGGGCGAUUGCUGUAAGGGCGUCACCAGCGAGAUGGCGGUCCAGAGGAAGAAACACUAUGCGGUCCAGCGCAGAGAUCUUCAGACGGUGCACAUGAGCAAACAAGAGGCCAUGCAGGAGGUCAAGGGCAUGCUAAAACGCAUAGAUGAUCUCUUGACCCAGGCGUGUGUGUAUGCAGAAUCUGUGUAUAAGGUUUUAUAUUGGGAGAGCCAUGCAGUUUCUUCCAUGUUUUACGGUUCUGUACUGGCUGCGGUGUGUGUACUGUACACGGCUCCUGCCGGUUUUAGUCUGUCUGUACUCAACAGCGCCCUCUUCUUUUGGAACAAAGACUUCUGCAGAGUUCUUUUGGAGCUAAAGGAGUUUGUUCACCCGAGUCGGGUCCAGCUAGCGGAGGAAGCUGAACCAUGCGAGUCUGAUCAGGGACAAAUGCAGGACCGCACACCCACCCCUACCAGUGUGGAGGAUCUGUCGCCUGGCAACAUUGAAGAGGCAGAGGAGGCGGAGCCUGAUGAUGAGUUUAAAGAUGCAAUAGAGGUGGGGCCUGUAACCUAUUUACUACCAAAGGUUCUUUGGAGGCGGAGAGUCCAUAAGGAUGAUGAUGACGUGUCUUCUGUCACUCCUGAGUUUGACACCGUAUCUGACAACGGGUUGUUGAGUAGAAACGAGCCCAUCCGAAGUAAAGUCUCCAAACUCACGGAGAAACUACGCAAGCGGGUUCCCUCUAACACCGGAAACUGUUUCCAGUGUAAUUCAGCGUUUUCUGUUUUAAAGAAAAGGAGGAGCUGCAGUAACUGUGGUGUCAGUUUCUGUGCUCGCUGUUGCUCUUACAAAGUGUUCAAGUCCAGUAUGGGAGCCACAGCUCCUGAGGCCCAAAGAGAGACUGUGUUUGUGUGUAAUAUGUGUAAUAUCUUCCUGAACACCAAGUAGGUCACCCCCAUGCCCAAAUGACCAUUGCAAACCUGUGCAAGCCCCUCAACAGCAUAAACUACAAGUGGGCUGGUUAGGGAAUAUUUGACAUGGAGGACCGAAAUCCUGCGUUUGAUGCUGCCUCUGCUUUAUCAUGUCUGCCCAAAAAAGUUGUGGACCCUAAAUACAGUCCUUUACUUCUGGUUGAUGACAUUUCCAUGGGCAUGUCUAAAAGAGCUUUCCCAGGCAACGCCAACACCAAAACCCUUUUUUGGCCUCUUUAUCGAGCAUCCCUUUCUGAUUUGCAGCCCUUUAUAGGAGUUAUAUAAAGAUCAUUGUACUGGAUACCAACUCCAAUGUUGAUUUCAGAUUUGAGCAUUAUAAAUGAAUUCUAUUUAUUUAUUAAUUUCGUUUAAAAGAUUUUGAAAUAUGCUGCUCAAAUGAGUUGAUCGAUUUUUCACCUUUCAACUAAACUAGUCACUUUUCUGUCUGCUUUGAUUUCUGUCCCUUGAUUGUUUAAAAGUUGAUUGUAUAUUAUUUCUAUUAUUUAUAUAAUUAUGUCUAAACAAACUUUUAUGGGACUUCUUACAACCAGUUCUUAAUUUUACACAAAUCAAAAUAAUGUUAUUGUAUUAUAAGUGAUCUGUUGGUAAAUGGGUAUAUUAUGAGAUCACACUGUAAAACAUUCUUGGCUGCCUUAAAAUGUUUAGUUGAAUCAACUCAGAUUUACAAGUUAUUUUAGCUUACUAUUAUUUAUCUUGACUAGAGACGAGUUGUUAAAACUUAUAAAAUAUAUUCGAAAGAAAUCAACUUUAUUUUAUAAGUUAUAGCAACUCAUCUCUUAUCAAGAUAAAUAAUAGCAAGUUAAAUAACUUGUAAAUCUUGAGUUGAUUCAACUGAUUAAGGCAGAAAAUAAUUUUUUGCAGUGCAUGAUGACAAAUAAUCACAGUAAAUCAUCUAAUCCAAUAUUGUAUUGCAAUUGCAUUAUAAAAUCCUGUCUUUGCUGAUGUAACAUUUCUUUUGGAUAACUAGGCACAUUGCUGUAUUAACCGCUGCCGAUACCAUAACUUCAUGUGUUAAAUAUAUUGUGUUUAUUUUUUUUUCAACAUGCUUUGAAGUUAUGAAUGUGUUUUGUCUUCUGUGUUAUUUUAUUUGUCGAUCUGAUUACUGUCUGUAAGCCGAAGCUAAAUGUAAAAUCAGUGUUUAAGCAGUAAAAGAGGAGUGUGUACAGUAUAUUACACAGUUGUGCUAUACUCUAUUUAAACACGUCAACUCUCAGUGUCAGAUCAGUUGGAUUUCAUAUAACAAUCGUGCUCUGUGUUUCACUGGUCAAAUCUAUGCUGUUACAGUAAUAAACUUUAUUAAAUAUU